Molecule: messenger RNA, 246 nt
Organism: Penicillium digitatum Pd1
Lineage: Eukaryota; Fungi; Ascomycota; Eurotiomycetes; Eurotiales; Aspergillaceae
Product: structure-specific endonuclease subunit SLX1
Biological process (GO): double-strand break repair via homologous recombination
Cellular component (GO): Slx1-Slx4 complex
Molecular function (GO): crossover junction DNA endonuclease activity; 5'-flap endonuclease activity
Source: RefSeq, a predicted model, not a curated record
AUGGAGGGGUCCGAAAAUCCCAAACCAAUCCCGGCAUAUUACUGUUGUUAUCUCCUCCGCUCGACGGUUCGACACGCCUCGCUGUACAUCGGCUCGACGCCAAACCCGAUCAGACGACUCCCUCAGCACAACGGUGUCGCUAAAGGUGGGGCCAAGCGAACAGCCAGAGAUCGCUUACGCCCUUGGGAAAUGACCCUUGUCGUAGAGGGUUUCACGAGCAGAGUCGGCGCUUUGCAAUUCGAGUAA